This is a messenger RNA of Xenia sp. Carnegie-2017, 1410 nucleotides long. RefSeq names its product alpha-galactosidase-like. The coding region runs from base 61 to 1245 and encodes 394 amino acids. The transcript is spliced from 3 exons. The record is from RefSeq and is a predicted model, not a curated record. Lineage: Eukaryota; Metazoa; Cnidaria; Anthozoa; Malacalcyonacea; Xeniidae. Gene Ontology annotation, biological process: carbohydrate metabolic process. Gene Ontology annotation, molecular function: hydrolase activity, hydrolyzing O-glycosyl compounds.
GACAAUCACGCGCACAAACGCGCGCAAUUAAAAUUGGUCUAAAACUUAAGAGCGAAGGUUAUGCAAAUAAUGGUAGUGAUGGGUAAGAUUUUGAUAUGUGGGCUGUAUAUCAUUAGUGCUGCUGCCUCAAUAAAUGCACUUGAUAAUGGUUUGGGUUUGACCCCACAAAUGGGAUGGAAUUCCUGGAAUCAUUUUCAUUGUAAAAUCGACGAAAAAAUAAUACGAGAGACAAUCGUCGCAUUGUCUAAUUCACCUCUCAGUAAAGUUGGUUAUGAGUAUGUCAAUAUUGACGACUGUUGGGCUGGAAGUCGUUCAUCUAGUGGAGAAAUUUUGGUAGACGUAAAAACAUUUCCAAAUGGCAUAGCUCCUUUGGUUGAUUUGGCUCAUUCAGUUGGACUAAAGUUGGGCAUUUAUAGCGACGCAGGGUUUAAAACAUGCGCAGGACGGCCUGGAUCCUUGAAUUAUGAAGUUAUUGAUGCUAAUACAUAUGCCAGUUGGAAAAUUGAUUAUUUGAAGUAUGAUAAUUGCCACACGGAUGGAACAAAACCUGAGAUACGGUAUCCAAAAAUGCGCGAUGCUCUCAAUCAGACAGGUCGACCAAUAUUCUUUUCAAUGUGUGAGUGGGGCAUUGAUGACCCUGCAACAUGGGGACAAAAUGUAGGAAACAGCUGGAGAACCACAUAUGACAUAAAAGAUAACUGGGACAGUAUGAUUUCGAUAGCAGAUGAAAAUGACAAGUGGUGGAAAUAUGCAAAACCUGGUGGCUGGAAUGAUCCAGACAUGUUAGAGGUUGGCAAUGGCAACAUGUCAAAUGUGGAAUACAAAACACACUUUAGUUUGUGGUGUCUGAUGAAAGCUCCACUUCUGAUUGGCUGUGAUAUUCGAAACAUAUCACCUGAAACAAUGAACAUACUCACAAAUACUGAUGCCAUAGCAAUCAAUCAAGAUCCGCUAGGCAUCCAAGGUCAUAAGAUCCGUUCCAAUGGAAUUCUAGAAGUAUGGGCUGGACCAUUGAAAGAUCAUUCAAUGGCUGUCAUAUUGUUGAACAAAGGUACUAGCAUUGCUACAAUAUCUGUAUCAAGUGAUGAACUUGGUUUUGAAGAGGAUAAUUUAAUCAGUGUAUAUGAUAUAUGGCAGCACAAAAAUUUGGGAAUUUUUGCUGGCAAAUUUUCAGCUGAAGUUGAAGCUCAUGGUGUAAUGUUUGGAAAGUUUACCAGGAUGGAUGGUCAUUUUGUAAAUUUUUGAAGUUUUUUUUGACAUAUGUCUAAAGGCAACUAAAGAGGAAGGAUAAUUGGAAAUAAGUUUUGUCGCUGACUCCACAAUUUGUGCAGGAUAUAACCAACCUUUACUGUGUAAUUUAUGUAUUUUAUAAUUUAUUUUAAAAGGUAAUUAAACCAGCAAAUUGCAUAA